Molecule: messenger RNA, 1509 nt
Organism: Dovyalis caffra
Lineage: Eukaryota; Viridiplantae; Streptophyta; Magnoliopsida; Malpighiales; Salicaceae
Source: the annotation of a GenBank genome assembly
AUGAAAUUGGAGGAGGACGAGGAAGAGUUUCGUAGUUGCUGUGAAGAUGAAGAGGUGUGGAAAGAGAUUGAAGAAAUAGUGAAGGAAGAGCCAAAGGAAGAUCUUGAUGAAUUUUCAGUGAAGAUGUUUUUCAAAGGGAUGUCAAUUGCUGAGGAUGAGGACUCUGGUUCUGGGUUCUCUGGAAUUGGUGUUGUCAUGGAAAGGACUGAACAUGUUCCUGUUAUUCAGGUGCAAAAGAAGCUUGAUUUCUAUGUGGAGGAAUCUGUUGCUGACUAUUUGGCUCUUAUGGAUGGUCUUGCUGAGGCUAUGCAGAAUAAUAUCCGCCGCGUGUAUGCGUUCACCGACUCUGAACUGUUAUACGAUCAGAUAACGAAAGAGGAGAAACUUGAGGUUCCACUUCUGAUAGCACUAAGGCAAAGGAUCCUUGAACAUGCCAGCAACCUGGAAGCUUUCGUUCUGAAACUCAGUCCGAGCUUUGAUCUUGAGAGGCCAUUACGCUUAGCACAGGUAGCAGUUGGGGUUGUUUCUUUUCCGGCCAAUGGGAGUGAAUCCCGUGAUAACUGUUCUAUCUGUUGCGAGGAUAAGAUAUCGCCAAUGAUGAUGACAAUGAAAUGUUCCCAUAAAUUCUGCUCACAUUGUAUGCAGACCUACGUUGAUGGAAAAGUACAGUCAUCUCAAGUACCAAUCAAAUGCCCUCAGUUGGGAUGCAAAUAUUGCAUUUCCAUCAAUGAAUGCAGAUCAUUUCUUCCUCUCACUUCAUAUGAAUCUCUGGAGAAAGCCCUGGCUGAAGCUGAUAUUCUCCUUUCAGAUAGAAUCUACUGUCCGUAUCCAAAUUGUUCUGUCCUGAUUGAUCCUCGAGAACAUUUGUCAGCUAGGGAAAGUUCAUCAAGUCAGUCUGACAAUACCUAUAUUGAAUGCCCUCUUUGUCAAAGGUUUCUCUGUGUGGAAUGUGGCGUUCCUUGGCAUUCUUCCAUGAGCUGUGAAGAGUACCAGAACCUCCCAUUAGAGGAGAGGGAUGCUGCAGACAUUACCUUGCAUCGUUUGGCACAAAAUAAAAGAUGGAGGCGUUGUCAACAGUGCCGCAGGAUGAUUGAGCUUUCUCAAGGCUGCUACCAUAUGACCUGCUGGUGUGGGCAUGAGUUCUGUUAUUCUUGUGGUGCUGAGUACAGGGACGGGCAACAGACCUGUCAAUGUGCCUUUUGGGACGAAGGCAAUUCUGAGGAUUUGAUCACCCAAUCAGUUCAAGAAUCAGAACAAUGGGCUUGGGAGACUUUUAACUCACUACCCAUGCGUAUGGAUGCGUACUCAGAACAAGAGAGAUCACAGCUGGCACUAAUUCAAAGGUUUCUUGCUGGUGGUUUCAGUCUGAGUGACCACCAUCCAUACCAAUCUCCACCCCGCUGUACAGACUCAUACGUAGAUGCCAUAAAGGAUCUCCAUCAGCUUCCUUGGCUUGAGAGGUUUGUCUCUGUAAUAAGUGACAACUACUACGAAGACUACAUCCAAUGA